Messenger RNA from Chondrus crispus (carragheen), 402 nucleotides. RefSeq lists its product as hypothetical. The record is from RefSeq and is a predicted model, not a curated record. The coding region runs from base 1 to 402 and encodes 133 amino acids. NCBI's taxonomy places the organism in Eukaryota, Rhodophyta, Florideophyceae, Gigartinales, Gigartinaceae. The transcript has a single exon.
AUGUCAUCCUCGGCCGCCUCCGCGGCGCGCAACGUCAACGUCCUUGGCGGCCCGCUGUCAAAGUGCUGCGUCUCUCCCGUCACGGGCUAUUAUCGCGAUGGCGCCUGUGCCACGGGUCCCGCCGACCUCGGCGUUCACACCGUGUGCGCCGUCGUCACGCGCGCCUUUCUCGACUUUUCGCGCGCCAAGGGCAACGACCUUGUCACCCCCAUGCCCGCCUAUGAAUUCCACGGCUUGAAGGAUGGGGAUCGUUGGUGCCUCUGCGCGAGCAGGUGGAAGGAGGCCGCAGAUGCUGGUGUGGCACCCCCCGUUGUGCUCGAAGCUACGCAUGAGAAGACACUCGAAUUUGUUACCAUCGAGUUGCUGCAAAGGCAUGCCAUCACCCAGGGCGACCCCGCAUAG